Messenger RNA from Brassica rapa (field mustard), 7202 nucleotides. RefSeq names its product dehydration-responsive element-binding protein 1B. Gene Ontology annotation, molecular function: DNA-binding transcription factor activity; DNA binding. Gene Ontology annotation, biological process: regulation of DNA-templated transcription. Lineage: Eukaryota; Viridiplantae; Streptophyta; Magnoliopsida; Brassicales; Brassicaceae. The record is from RefSeq and is a predicted model, not a curated record.
GUGUGGGAAACGAGUGUAAAUGUUCCGCCGUGGUGUUGUCAAAAUGCUGAUUAUUUUUUGUGUGCAGCAUAAUCACGUUUGGUUUCCUUUACACUCGAAAUUUAGUUGAAAUACAAAUAGAAUAGAAAAGAGAAAGAAUGUUAUUUGAUGAAAACGGAGAAAUAAAAAAAUGGAUUCAGUAUAAAUUUUAAAGUGAUUGUAUAUUAAAAUGACAAAUAUUCACUAUUUAGAUAUAAUUUGUAAAAGAUUUUGAAAUCCAAGAGGCAAGAGAUAUUAAUUUGAAAACAUAUUUUCAAAGGUUAUAAAUCUUUUUUGAAUAGCAUAUCUCUAAGAGCAUGUUUAAUGGUAUAUCCCACAAUAGAGUCUUUUAGAUAACUUUUAUUAAUAAAAUAAUUAUAUAUUUAAAAUUUAUUUUAAUAAAAUAAAUCAUUCACAAAAUAACACAUAGAAGAAAAAUAAGAGACUAAGCUAGAGAUGUCUACAUCUCUUAAAUAAGAAAUAUAUCUUAUUUUUCUCUCAUACUUUUUACUUUUUUUAUAUUGUAAUAUUAAGAGACCUAGAUAAUAAACUUGCAUUAAACCUGUUCUGAGUAGAAACAAUAUAGGGGCACUGCAGUUAUUAGCAAAAGUUAUGGGGUAUCUAAUGGAUAGGAAAAGUUAUGGGCAUUACUAUAAAUAGCAAAAAUAUAGUGAAUGAACAGCGGAAGAUUUGGAGCAAAAGUUUCAGGAAAGUUAACACACAAAAUUAGAGAUAUGGGUUGACUUAUAUCCUAUGUAGGAUAUUUAAGUUUACCAAUUUGAUGCAUUUUUUUUUUGACAAAACCAAUUUGAUUCAUAUUAAUCUGAAUAAACUUGAUUUGAUCAUUUAUUAAACGAAUUAGAGUUUGAGGUGAUUUUGUUUAAUAGAGUGAAAAUAAUUAUAAUGAUGUCAAACACUAAUUUUAAGCAUGUGGUGUUUAGUUUUUUUUUUUUCUUUUUUUUGACGUCGCAUGUGGUGUUUAGUUUAGCUGUGACGUUAUUUAUAGUUUUAUAUAUUUGAUUUGUACUAUUUAAAAUUUAACACAGUAUGAUGUAUUAUAUAUUACUGUCUAUAGUUGAUAUUAACACGUUAUAAAAGAACGGCUCCAUCUUACCAAGUAAUUUGUAAGCUUUAUCUAUGCUUAGAAAACCCGUAGGCUGUAAUCAUUGUCAGGGUUGGCCCUAAUAUGUUUGUUAUGUAAAGCGGAACAUAUACCAUACCAAAUCAAACUUGGGUGUAGAUAAAAUGUUGUCUCAAAUAGUGUUUUAAAAACACGUGUUCUGAUUCCUAGCUUCAACGGUCUCUUAUACAGAAAUAACUAAAUAGAGAUGUUCACAGUAUUCUACUUUUAGCCGCGUGGUGAUCUCCGAUUGGUAAAUCUUUUGUCUUUAAAAUAAAAAAGAAUCACUAGGAUAUUUUUGUGAACAAACACAAAUUAACCCCGAAGAAAAUACAUGGCUUAAGAGAGCAAAAGAUAAUUUAGAUAUAUACUCGUUUAUGAUCUGCAUAUUGAUUAUGUGAAAGAAUAUUUACAAUCUUUUUGAUUCCUAUUUAUACUAAUCUCAAAAUCCAGUAUUAUUUUUCUCUUUAGCUAAACAUAUUUAGCAAAUGUAUCUUUCCUAAUCAUAAAAGGCAUAUUGUGCUGUGGGAGCUCCCCCAUAUGUCGAUCUUGAUCUUUGUCUAUAAUUUACUGGUGCAUAGUAAUAUUACUCAAUUCCAAAAUUGAUUGAAAAUCAACAAGAUCAUGAUUUAUGAGAUUAUGAGUCGAAACCAAGACUAUGAAAAGAUUGUAAAGAUUGGUUACUAUUUUAAUUUAGAAAGUUUGCCUUCAAGCUAUGACAACUUAAUCUCCGACGGAGCUGCAAGAAAAUGGUGAGUAAUUUUUAAGUUCACCGGAAAUUUGCAGAAAAUUUCCGACAAAAAGAGAUUCUCGACGAAUUUUCGGUAAGUUUGUUGGAAUUUUCUCAGAAACAAUGUGAAGUUCCGACAAAUACGUAUUUUCGGAAAUUUCUGGGUAAUAUUGUCGAAGAAUUUUGGGUUGUACCGACAAAUGAGCAUUCUCUGUGUUUGGUUGGAGUUGCAUCGGAAAGUUGACAGUAUUAAAAUAAAUUAUUUUUGUCCAUUUUCAUUGAAUUUCUAGAUAAAUGUUAGUCGGAAGUUGUCCACUACAAAAAUAAGUGCCAGUCCAUUGCAUGCAUAAAGAAAAUACAGAAAGAAAAUAAUAAUAAUAAUAAUAAUAAUAAUAAUAAUAAUAAUAAUAAUAAUAAUAAUAAUAAUAAUAAUAGCUAAACCUAAUAUUUGUGGUCAUGGGAAGCAUUAUGGCCUAGUGGUCAAGGUUUAAAAGCUUAUACACUAUGUUCGCGGUUCGAUUCUCAGAGGAAGCGUAGUUUCUUGCAUAUUAUAGUAUGCAUGCUUUUUGGAGGUUCCAGCGUGCUUUAUGUAUAGUUGUUCGGGUGGUCGUGUGCUGCAGAGAGAGCAUGUUUAUCGAAGAUGUUGUACAUGCAGAACCAUUCGUCGAUCCAAGUGUUAUGGGGAGAGCUACAUCGUGGAAUCGCUGUUCGUGAAGUUGUUCUUCAUGCUCGCAUAUGCUGCAUGUAUUGUUCUUCAAACCAAAGGUCCUUGAACCACCACCCUUGAACUCCUUGCACCACCACAAUGCAUCUCCUUCCACCACCGUCACUGCUAACUCCACCUCCACCAUCACGGCCAGGUCCAUAUCCUACAUCGGUACCAUCGCCCACUUCAUCGCUACCGUGCACCCUACACCCCACUAAUAUUUAUUGUUUUAUAGAUGUUUUAUAUUUAAUAUAUUUAUAUGUAUUGAAUAUUCAGUAAUUUUAAUAUUAUUUGAGUUUUUUUCUUUUUCUUAAUUAAAAAUAUUAAGUUGUCGUAAGUUUAUCAGGGUAUAUUUUUUCGGAAUAUCAUCAUAAUGGUCCUACCACUUUCUGACAAAUACUUCUAAUGGUAUUUGUGAUCGGAAUUUACCGAUUAUUUUCCGACAAAUGGAGUUUCUGAGACCCAAACUCCGACUAAAGUUUGAUUGUCGGAAUUUUUUCAAAACAUCUAUUACCGACCAACUUCAGAUGAAUAUGACUGUCAGAGUUUACACUUUAUUCUUGUAGUGAUAAAUAUAUUAUUUGCAUUUAUGCUUAUUUUAGUUUAUAUAAUGUUGCCUCUUUUGCUUUAUAAGUUUAAUGUAAUUUGUAAUACAAUUCAGACUGAAAUACUCUCAAACUACCGUUUUGAACCUUACGUUGAUAUGAGAAGCUGAAAGAGCUAGUCGCUUUCUGGAAAAACUACCUUGCCCAGAGUUGGACGCAGUAGCGGCAUUGGGUACAAGUUGUAGAAGCAUGUGCUUCCGGCCAUUUUUUAAAUAUGUUAUAUUUCGGCCUUUGAGUUGUAAAAAUCUCAGGUAGCAUAGUUGGUUUAUGCUUUGUUUAAGCGUGUUCUGUAUAUGCUAGGUUCAACGUUCUUCUCCAGCAUUUCUAUUUUUAUUAUUAUUUAGUUACUAAAUAAUAGGCCCAUAAUUUUUUUUUUGCUUCCAACCCUUUAUUUUUACUGACAUGACCUGGUUGGACAAAUUUUUUUAUGUUUCAGAACCCUGCAUUGUGCCCCAACCGGCAACAUUAUAGCACAUUAUUGUUUUAUGAUAUAAUAAAUUAGAUGAUUUUCUAAUCUAAAACCAAUUGAUAAUAAAUGUAUUAAUUUUAUAUGCUAAUUUUUUUAAAACUUUCGAUGUGAAACUUUAUUUCUAAUAUGCCUUUUGGACAUGAUGAUCUUUUAACCAUUAAUUUUGAAAUAUUAAGCAAGAACACAAAUUUUAGGUUGGAACGAAUAUGAAUCGGAUUAGAUUGCGUAUAUCAGGCUGUGGUAUUCUAUUAGAUUAGAUGAAUUGACAACAUAAAAUCAAUUGAUAAUAAAUAGAUUGAUCAAUUUUUAUAUAUUAAUUAGUUAAUAGGUUUUCCAAUUUUCUUAUGUGUGAUUUUGUUUCUAGUAUGACAUAAUUUGUUUAUAUGCUAGUAGUUUAUAUGGUGUCAUUUUGAUUGAUUGUGACGAGUCUCUGGCUGAAUUCAAACAUUUUAAUGGCUGGUUCUGUGGCGACAGACAAAAACUGUAUAUUCAGGGCGUACCAUGUUUUCUCUGGGGUACAAAACUGUUAGGUUAUUUAUCCUACAAAGAGGAAAUAAACACUUUGCACACUUGGAAAAGUGACCCACACAUCAAAACUCAAAAGUGACUAGUAUAAUAUACAUAUUUAAAAGAAUGCUCUUAUAUGUGUGUAUGAUAACAACUGAAAACAAAAUGAGAGCACUUAUGAUAUCUUUCUCGCAGAUCUUUUAGGUCAAUUUGUUUCUAGAUGGUUUAUCAAUGAUGGAAUUUUGUUUAUACAGGGAUGUUAAUAGUUAUAUACAGGAUUGCCCUACACAAACACAGCCACACACUCACUCAGGACAGGUCAAAAACUCUCAUAAAGGUUUAACGAGUGAAGAGUCAGCAGCCAAGCCAAAAGGGUCAAGAUGACACGUGGCAUGCAGCAUGCUAGUGAAUGAAUACCCCGGUCGAGAGACAAGGUGACUGGCCUUAAAGAAACAUUUGUCAAAAGAGGUUUCCGAAAAUGGAAAAUAAAACCGAAGCAACCGCUUUCAGCAAACCGCGAAUUUAAUAGAGACCAAAACGGUAUUCCAAAAACAGAAAGAUGGGUCCUAUUAUCCUAUAAGAGAGCUCAUGGCCCCGUGGCUUAAAUAUUAGUUCUAAUACUAUCACGUCACCUUCAAGCCUUACUUUCUUGUUAAGAAAAUCAUUUUCUUGUGUCAUUUUUUUUUCAUCAUUCAUCACCACUAGUUUUUGCCCUUUAUGUUUUGUCGUCUUGUUUUUUUUCUCCGAAGGUGUCUCUAUACUCAAUAGUGAGUAGCGUGUGGGAAUUGAGAGUGACGUUCCUUUGUAUAAGAUAUUCUAUAUUGAGAUACUUUUUUUUAACUAUAUUAAAGAUCUUUCUCCACCACGUGAAUAUAUUGAAGAGAAAUUUGAGCAUAUAACAAAAAAAACAUCUAUAUUUCACCAACUAACCAUAUAACUCUCUGUCUCCUAUUUUUCUUUAUAUCUCUCUCUAUCCUCUUACUCCAAAACUAAUAUUUUUUCCCAAUAUAGUCAUUCAGUAAAUUAAUCCUAUAUUUAAUCCACAAGUUUUUUUUGGAACAAGAACCACAAUUUUUUAUUGAUAAUAUUUGAAUUAUCUUAUCGAUAUUUGACCAAACAAAAAAAAAAUUUUAUUGGUAUAAUGGAUAUUCAAGUUAGAUUGUGUAGAUAAGAUUUGAUAUUCUAUUAAACUAGACAAACGGUCAACUAAAAAAACUUAUAAUGUGUGACUUUGGUAUAAUAUGACCGAAUUUCAUUAUAUGCUAGUAGUUCAUAUGGUGAUUUUGAUCGAUUGUGACGAGUUUCUGGUUGAAUCCCCUGCAUACACUUUAAUGGCUGGUUCUGAGGAAACAAACAAAAACGGUAGGACUUGUCAAAUUAUCUGAGGUAGAAAAAUACUAGGUUAUUUAUUCUUCAAAUGUGAAAAUAAACGUUUUUGUACCCUUGGAAAAGUGAAUCACACAUCAAAAGUGUCUAUUAUAUGACAUUUUUAAAAGAGUGCUCUUAUAUAUGAUACCAACUCAAAACAAAUAGAGUACUUUAUGAUAUCUUUUUUCUUAGAUCUUUAGGUCCAUUAUUUCUAGAUGGUUGAGCAAUAAUGACAUUUUGUUUAUUCAUGGAACUAGUUAAUAGAUAAAUACAGAGUUGUCCUACACAGUGCACACCACAAACACAGCCACACAUUCCCACAAUAAAGGUUUAACGAGUAAAGAGUCAGCAGCCAUACCAAAAAGGUCAAUAUUACACGUGGCGGCCUAUUAAUGAAUGAAAAACGCAUUCACACAAAACCGUGGGACCAUUAUAGCGUGGUCCUGUCCAGUUGGCACUCCCAGAGCCAAAAACACCGUGUUCUUUUCUAAAAACCAGCCCCACCCAUUUCCAAAUAUCUCAUGCCAAUAUAAACACCAACUCUCGCUCCACUUUUCUCAAACCACAAACUUUUAACUCUACCUGAAAAGAAGAUAAAAGAGAGAGAAAUAAAUAUCUUAUCAAACCAGUCAGAACAGAGAUCUUGUUACUUACUAUACUACACUCAGCCUUAUCCAGUUUUCAAAAAAAGUAUUCAACUAUGAACUCAGUCUCUACUUUUUCUGAACUGCUCUGCUCCGAGAACAAGUCUCCGGUUAAUACGGAAGGUGGUGAUUACAUUUUGGCGGCGAGCUGUCCCAAGAAACCUGCUGGUAGGAAGAAGUUUCAGGAGACACGCCACCCCAUUUACAGAGGAGUUCGCCUAAGAAAGUCAGGUAAGUGGGUGUGUGAAGUGAGGGAACCAAACAAGAAAUCUAGAAUUUGGCUCGGAACUUUCAAAACAGCUGAGAUAGCAGCUCGUGCUCACGACGUCGCCGCCUUAGCUCUCCGUGGAAGAGGCGCCUGCCUCAACUUCGCCGACUCGGCUUGGCGGCUCCGUAUCCCAGAGACAACCUGCGCCAAGGAUAUCCAGAAGGCUGCUGCUGAAGCCGCAUUGGCUUUUGAGGCCGAGAAGAGUGAUACCACGACGAAUGAUCGUGGCAUGAACAUGGAGGAGACGUCCGCGGUGGCUUCUCCGGCUGAGUUGAAUGAUACGACGGCGGAUCAUGGCCUGGACAUGGAGGAGACGAUGGUGGAGGCUGUUUUUAGGGACGAACAGAGAGAAGGGUUUUACAUGGCGGAGGAGACGACGGUGGAGGGUGUUGUUCCGGAGGAACAGAUGAGCAAAGGGUUUUACAUGGACGAGGAGUGGACGUUCGAGAUGCCGAGGUUGUUGGCUGAUAUGGCGGAAGGGAUGCUUCUGCCUCCCCCGUCCGUACAAUGGGGACAUAACGAUGACUUCGAAGGAGAUGUUGACAUGAACCUCUGGAGUUAUUAAUAUUCGUUUUUUUAAAUUUACUUUUGGACGAUAAUAUUUUAUUGAAUUUUGGAUUCUACCUAUUUUUUAAUGGAUAUCCUUUUUCUGGUAGUGUGAGAAACGAUUGUAAAUGUUUCCACAAAUGUGUUGUCAAAUGCUCAUGAGUAUUUUUGUGUGCAGCAUAAUCAUCUUGGUUGCCUUAUAUGCAACAAUUUUUUUUAAA